Molecule: messenger RNA, 1344 nt
Organism: Microtus ochrogaster (prairie vole)
Lineage: Eukaryota; Metazoa; Chordata; Mammalia; Rodentia; Cricetidae
Gene: Fam110a
Product: family with sequence similarity 110 member A
Source: RefSeq, a predicted model, not a curated record
GGGGACCUUCGCCCAGCAGGACCGUGGGACAGCCAGGGCCUCCCUCUCCCGAGAGCCCUUCGGUCUCAACACGCGACGGCCGCCUCAGAGCUGCGGGGACCAAGUGCUCCAGCUGUCAGCCUCGGCAGCCCGCGAGAGGCGGGGGACUCUAGACACAGGGUGCAGCCGAGCCUGGCAUCCAGCUGCCAACUUUGUGCCUGUAUCUGUCUCCUCGCCUCUGCCCUCGGGGUAUGUAACCGCCAUGCCCGUGGACACGCUGAGUCCUGCAGCCCCCGCCGCUCCUGCUCUACCUUUUCGCCUGCGAACCAAGGUCCCCAGCUACCUGCUACCAAGGCCAGCGGAUGGGGGAGCCCGGAAGCUGAGUGCCGUGGAACGCUUGGAGGCUGACAAGGCCAAGUAUGUCAAGAGCCUCCGUGUGGCCAACACCCGCCAGGAGCCUGUGCAACCCCCGCUGGCCCGACAGCCCCUCUUCAGCCCUGGUCCUAGGGGGCCAGUGCUCACUCCCAGCCGCCGAGUCUUGCCCUGUCCUGGUCGGCGGCCCCAAUUGGACAUUGACAUCCUUAGCAGUCUCAUCAACCUGUGUGAUAGUCCUGUGACCCCAGCUGAGGCCAGCCGAACGCCUGUACGGGCAGAAGGAUCUGCCCACAAGAUCCCACCAGCCACCCCACCUCGUCCACCGCCUAGUACGGUCGCUGUGCGCCGAGUGGAUGUUCGUCCCCUACCUGCUUCACCUGCUCGUCCUUGUCCAUCGCCUGGCACCACUGCCACCUCCAGCCCGGGCCGGCCACCUGGCCUGCAACGCUCCAAGUCGGACCUGAGCGAGCGCUUUUCCAGGGCAGCAGCCGACCUCGAGCGCUUUUUUAACUUCUGUGGCCUGGAUCCCGAGGAAGCACGAGGAUUGGGGGUGGCCCACCUAGCAAGGGCCAGCUCGGACAUCGUUUCUCUAGCCGGCCCUAGUGCUGGACCUUGCAGCUCCGAAGGGGGCUGUUCACACCGCAGCUCUGCUACAGUGGAGGAGCGGGCCCUGGAGCGUGUCCCCUAUGGCGUGUCUGUGAUUGAGCGCAAUGCCCGCGUGAUCAAGUGGCUAUAUGGGUUGCGGCAGGCACGUGACCCUCCGGCUACUGAGGGCUAGAUCUCCUGGACUCAGGCUUCCCGGAAGGACAUCGUGAAGAGGCAAUUGGCACCUUGUCCUUUCUUGUAUUCAUUGGCAGCUCCCUUGGUUGAACUUGGUGUAGAGGCCAAGACUUAGUCCUAGACCAGCAUCCUCUGGUAAGCAAGGACUGACCUACAGAGGCUUGCUGUUGCCCUUGGCCUCCCCUACCCCUAAACAAGGUUUGUGACACA